AUGUGUUUGCUGCGUCUGCUUCAUUAUCCGCCGGACGGGGAGCAGGCAAGACGGGAGAAGGGGCAGCUUGGGAGCGGCGAGCAUACGGAUUUCGGAACGUUGACGUUGCUGCUGCAGGAUGAGCACCAGGGGCUGGAGGUGCAGGAUCAUGAGACGGGCGAGUGGCAUGGGGUGCCACCGCAGGAGGACGUGUACAUUGUCAACAUGGCGGACUUGAUGUCGGUCAUGACGAGCGGGGAGUAUAGAGGUGGUUGGCAUCGGGUGUUGAACCGAAACCCUGAGGAUCGGUACAGUGUGGUUUUCUUUUACGAUGGCAAUCUGGAUUAUAAAUUGCAGCCGCUGGAUCCGGCAAAGAGGGUUGAGGGAGAGAGUGUGCCUACAAUUGAGGAACAUGACCGUCUGCGCUUAACGAGUAGCUACAGCAUUGAGCAGGAGUGA
This is a messenger RNA of Aspergillus viridinutans, 438 nucleotides long. RefSeq lists its product as uncharacterized. Bases 1 to 438 code for a protein of 145 amino acids. NCBI's taxonomy places the organism in Eukaryota, Fungi, Ascomycota, Eurotiomycetes, Eurotiales, Aspergillaceae. The transcript has a single exon. Gene Ontology annotation, molecular function: dioxygenase activity. The record is from RefSeq and is a predicted model, not a curated record.